UUCAGGAUGUCCAGCUAAAGGAGCAGCGCAGAUGGCCCAACAGAUUUAGCGAGUGGAAGCCAGUCCAGCAUCCCCGAGGAGAGGUCUGGAGCUGAGCCUGGGAGGGAUACAUACUCAGAAAUUGAAGUGGUGGACCCAGAACUGAGCUUGACAUUGACGGGAGAUGGUGGUGGUGCCGGGGAUGGUAGAGGCCCCAAACAAACCAGCACCAAAAACCAAGGCACAAACCCAGAACGAUCAGGUGGUGAUAAUGACUUUGACAGCAUGGAGGGCACUGGUUAUUUCUCCAUCAUUAAUGAAAACCUUGCCCUUCACCGCCCAGAGGAAGGAGAAGAAAUAAGGGAGGAGGAAGAGGAGGAGGAGGAGGAGGAAAAGGAGGAAGAAGAACAGCCUCAGGUAUCUGUAGAAUGCAGUGAAACUAGCCAUGAUCAGUGUUUAUCAGAUGAGGAUCAGGCCCUGGAGGAUUGGGUGACCUCAGAGACAUCAACCCUGCCCCGACCUCGCUGGCAAAUCCUUAGUGCCCUUAGAGAGCGGCAGCUGGGUUCAAAUGUCCACUUUGUAUAUGAGGCCUGUGGGUCAGGAGUCUUGGUGCAGCGUUUUCUCCUGCAGCACGAGCUUGAGGGCCAUACCGGUUGUGUCAAUUCUGUGCACUUUAACCAGCGUGGUACUUGGCUGGCCAGUGGCAGUGAUGGCCAAAGGGUGAUAGUGUGGGACUGGGUGUGGCAGCAACCGGUACUGGACUUUGAUAGUGGCCAUAAAAGUAAUAUCUUUCAGGCUAAGUUCCUUCCUAACUGUGGUGAUUCCAUUCUGGCCACGUGUGCCCGUGACGGGCAGGUACGGCUAGCAGAACUAUCUGCCCUACCACACUGCAGUAAUACCAAGUGUGUGGCCCAGCACAGGGGAGCUUCCCACAAGCUGGCCCUGGAACCAGACUCCCCCUUUAAGUUCCUGACUUCUGGUGAAAAUGCAGUUGUCGUCUUCACCAUUGACCUCAGACAAGGCGGAGUGGCUUCAAAAGAGGUAGUAACAAAAGAGAAGGCGAAGAGAGUGGGGCUGUAUGCCAUACAUAUGAAUCCUGCAAAUACCUACCAGUUUGCAGUAGGUGGACGAGAUCAGUUUGUAAGGAUUUACGACCAGAGAAAAAUUGAUGAGAAUGAGAACAAUGGAGUACUUAAGAAAUUCUGUCCUCAUCACUUGGUGAACUGUAAUUCCAGAGUAAAUAUCACCUGCCUUGUGUAUAGCCACGAUGGCACAGAGCUCCUGGCCAGUUAUAAUGAUGAUGAUAUUUAUCUCUUAAACUCCUCUGACAGUGAAGGAGCCCAGUAUAUUAAGAGGUAUAAAGGGCAUAGAAAUAAUGCCACAGUCAAAGGGAUCAACUUCUAUGGCCCCAAGAGUGAGUUUGUGGUGAGUGGUAGUGAUUGUGGCCACAUCUUCCUUUGGGAGAAAUCAUCCUGCCAGAUCAUUCAGUUCAUGGAAGGGGACAGGGGAGGUACAGUAAACUGUGUUGAUUCCCACCCUUACCUACCUGUGCUGGCAACCAGUGGCCUAGACCAUGAUAUCAAGAUCUGGGCACCCACAGCUGCAGCUUCCAAUGAUCUUACUGGGUUAAAGGAUGUGAUUAAGAGGAAUAAGCGAGAACGAGAUGAAGACAGCUUGCACCACACUGACUUGUUUGAGAGCCACAUGCUCUGGUUCCUCAUGCGUCACCUGACACAGAGAGGUCAUCACCGGGGCUGGGGAGCUCCUGGAAAUGGGGUCAUGGAUGCAGACUCGGAUGAGUCUUCCAGCACCUCAGAUGCAUCCGAGGAGGGAGAUAGCCAAGACCAUGUGCAGUGCCUGCCAUCUUGA
Messenger RNA from Choloepus didactylus (southern two-toed sloth), 1848 nucleotides. RefSeq names its product DDB1- and CUL4-associated factor 8-like. The record is from RefSeq and is a predicted model, not a curated record. Gene Ontology annotation, cellular component: Cul4-RING E3 ubiquitin ligase complex; cytoplasm. NCBI's taxonomy places the organism in Eukaryota, Metazoa, Chordata, Mammalia, Pilosa, Megalonychidae. Gene Ontology annotation, molecular function: protein binding.